Aspergillus oryzae RIB40 is the source of this 1887-nucleotide messenger RNA. RefSeq names its product GMC family oxidoreductase. Bases 1 to 1887 code for a protein of 628 amino acids. Lineage: Eukaryota; Fungi; Ascomycota; Eurotiomycetes; Eurotiales; Aspergillaceae. The record is from RefSeq and is a predicted model, not a curated record. The transcript has 3 exons. Gene Ontology annotation, molecular function: flavin adenine dinucleotide binding; oxidoreductase activity, acting on CH-OH group of donors.
AUGAGUCGAAAAAAUCGUAACCCGCUCUCGAAUCCACUGCAUUAUGCGACACCGCAAGCACAGGUAGGACCGCCUGCCACAUACUCCUCCGCCCAGCGCUUGUUGAAGGGAUAUGACUACGUGAUCAUUGGAGCGGGCGCGGCUGGCUCCGUGUUGGCCAGCAAGCUCUCCGAAGACCCGAAUGUCUCGGUCCUCCUGCUUGAAGCUGGUGGAGAUAAUACCGGCGUCACGGAGAGCAAAAUGCCCUUGGGUUUCGGAAAGCUCCUCCACACCGAACAUGACUGGAAUUAUUAUACCGUUGAGCAGCCUGGCCUUGCGUCGCGUCGUCUGUACUGGCCUCGAGGUCGCUUGAUCGGUGGUAGCACAUCGAUUAACGCGAUGAUGUACCAUCAUUGCUCAAAGUCCGACUUUGAUGAGUGGGCGUCUCAUUAUGGAUGCCAGGGCUGGAGCUAUGAUGACCUGGCGCCAUAUUUCAAGCGUAUGGAGCGCUUUACUCCAAAUCCAAACCGUCCACGCAUUGACCUGCAGCAUCGGGGCAAUGCGGGCGAGUGGCAGACCGGGUAUUCGUGGCUCACUGAGAUAGGCGAAAAGGGGUUUUUACCUGCCUGCUACGAUGUCGGAAUCCCAGCAGUCGAGGAUAUCAACACGCCGGGGGGGACUCUGGGUGCGACUCGAUUCCAGACCUUCAUUGAUUCCAACGGACAGCGAUCGUCCUUGGCGACGGCAUACUUGACACCGGAAGUCAGGAAGCGGCCGAACCUCUUCAUCGCAUGCCAUGCUCAUGUUACCAAGCUUCUUUUUGACCGGCUCAGUGGUGAUGAGCCGACUGCAAUGGGAGCGGAGUUUCAGAAGCAGCGAGAAGGAGAGCUCUUUGAAGUCCAUGCACGCAGAGAGGUUAUCCUCAGCGGCGGGGCGGUUAACACGCCGCAGCUGUUGCUUUUGAGUGGUAUUGGCCCUAGGGAUGAACUGGAAAAGCAUGGUAUCCCCGUUGUCCGUGCCAACGAUGCCGUAGGGAAAAACCUCAAAGAUCACUUGGUGACAACUACCGUGAUGUGCAAGGCGAAGGCGGGCACCACCCUCGACUAUCUUGGCAGCCCUCUGAGGGCUUUCCCGUCCUUGGCUCGAUGGAUGCUUCUGGGAGGAGGUCCCCUGACCAACAAUGUGGGCGAAACAGCAGCAUUCAUUCGAUCAUGGGAGCACCACCCGUUCCCAGGAUCGUCGUCGGAGCGCAACCCCCCGAAGGAUUAUACCUCGGGUUCAAUUGGGCCAGAUGUGGAGAUCAUUGGCGCACCAACCGGGUUCAUCCAUCAUGGUGAAGAGCCACCCAUGGAUGGAGCCAGUGUAUUCACCCUCGCCCCGAUCAGUCUGCGUCCGCAAAGCAAGGGAACAAUCACCCUUAAGAGCAGGGACCCCUUUGACCAUCCCAUAAUUGAUCCCAAGUACUUCAGUGACGAAGAGGGUAAUGACCGCGCUGUUCUCUUGGCAGGGGUGCGCGUCUGCCUCCGGAUCAUGCGCAGCCCUGUGUUUCAGAAAUAUCUCGAGCGCGUGCCAGUUAAUGACGACCCCUGGUCAUACUGGUGGCCAUACUCCAGCAGCGACAUUGAUCGCAUCACAGAUGACCAACUUCUUCGCUGGAUGGAUGAAAAGGCCUUUACACUGUACCACCCCGUCGGCAGCGCACGGAUGGGGACCUCUCCGGAGAACAGCGUGGUCGAUGUACAGUGCCGAGUACAUGGUGUCAAACGCCUGCGGGUGAUGGAUGCCAGUGUGUUCCCGGAGCAAAUCAGUGGGCAUCCCACUGCACCUAUUGGGGCUAUGGCCUACAAGCUCAGUGAUAUGAUCAAGCAGGACUCUGCCACAGCGGGGCCCCCUCAUGCACGCUUGUGA